Messenger RNA from Leguminivora glycinivorella, 4677 nucleotides. RefSeq names its product filamin-A-like (gene cher). Gene Ontology annotation, molecular function: actin filament binding. Lineage: Eukaryota; Metazoa; Arthropoda; Insecta; Lepidoptera; Tortricidae. Gene Ontology annotation, biological process: actin cytoskeleton organization. The record is from RefSeq and is a predicted model, not a curated record.
GCGGAACCAACGUGAACUUGGCUCGCCCGAAAUAGUCUAGUUUGACAUAUCUACGGUCGAAACAUGUAGUUUUUAUUUUGAAUAUCGUUCGCGAAUUAUUUCAUGAAUAGAUAAAUCGACGAUCGAUAUGGAUCCACGAGGCAGCGACGAUAGGCUGGGUGAGCAGCGCGACCCGCGUUGGUACAUCGACUCCGCCUACGCCUCCUCUCUGAAGGUUUCCCUUCGACUGCCUACCAGCCAGCUUCUUGAAGACUUUUUCCAACCAAGUUUUCGGCAGCCAGACCUCAGGCGGUUUAUAAUGGCGGAAGUAAAGAUGCCGAGUGGCCACGUGGACAAGCCAGCGAUAGAGGACAACCGCGAUGGCACCGUCAGCAUCAAGUACGAGCCGAGAGAAGAGGGCGUACAUGAAUUGUUCGUCAAAUACAACGGGGAGAAUGUGCAAGGUUCUCCCUACAAAUUCCACGUGGACUCCAUACCCUCGGGCUACGUCACAGCCUACGGUCAGGGUCUGGUGAGCGGCGUCAGCGGAGAGCCCAGCCAGUUCACAAUCAGCACCAAGGGAGCUGGUGCUGGAGGGUUGUCUAUGGCUGUGGAGGGUCCUAGCAAGGCUGAGAUCACAUGCCACGACAACAAAGACGGAACAGUUUCCGUCUCGUUCCUGCCCACCGCCCCCGGCGAGUACAAGGUCUCUGUCAGGUUCGGGGACAAGCAUAUCAAGGGUUCCCCCUUCACUGCCAAGGUGACUGGGGAAGGUCGUAAAAGGAACCAGAUCUCUGUGGGCAGCUGCAGCGAGGUCACGCUGCCAGGAAAGAUCACUGACAACGACAUCCGUAGUUUGAAUGCUUCUAUCCAGGCCCCAUCAGGCUUAGAAGAGCCCUGCUUCCUCAAGCGCCUGCCAUCUGGCAACAUUGGCAUCAGUUUCACUCCCCGUGAGUCUGGCCAGCACAUCGUCUCCGUGAAGAAGAUGGGAGUUCACAUCCAGAACUCUCCUUUCAAUAUCACUGUACAGGAUCAGGAGGUUGGAGAUGCUAAGAAAGUCAAGGUUUCUGGCACCGCUCUGAAAGAAGGCAAGACCCACGCUGAGAACACUUUCUCUGUGGACACAAAGAAUGCUGGAUACGGUGGUCUUUCACUCUCUAUUGAGGGCCCCAGCAAAGCUGAGAUUCAGUGCGCGGACAGCAAAGAUGGCGUCCUCAACAUCAGCUACAAACCCACUGAACCCGGUUACUAUAUCGUCAACCUGAAGUUCGCUGAUCACCACGUGGAGGGUUCUCCUUUCACUGUCAAGGUUACCGGUGAGGGCAGCAACAGGCAGCGAGAGAAGAUCCAGAGGCAGCGCGACCAGGCGCCGCUCACUGAAGUCGGCACAAACUGCAAACUUACCUUCAAGAUGCCUGGCAUCACUUCCUUCGACCUGGCUGCAACAGUCACUAGCCCUGGUGGCGUCUCCGAAGACGCUGAGAUCCAGGAGGUAGAAGAUGGAUUGUAUUCCGUCCUCUUCGUGCCCAAGGAGCUGGGAGUCCACACCGUCUCUGUCAAGUAGGAGAUCCAUAUCCCUGGCUCUCCCUUCCAAUUCACCGUGGGCCCCCUCCGCGACUCCGGAGCCCACUUGGUCAAGGCCGGCGGCGUGGGCCUCGAGCGGGGCGAGGCCGGCCGCUUCAACGAGUUCAACGUGUGGACCCGCGAGGCGGGUGCUGGUCAACUAGCCAUCUCACUCGAGGGACCCAGCAAGGCUGAGAUCGACUUUAAGGACAGGAAGGAUGGCUCGUGCGAUGUGUCUUACAAAAUUGAUGAACCAGCCGAAUACCGCAUCGGCCUCAAGUUCAACGAGCAACACAUCCCCGACUCCCCCUUCAAAGUGUACAUCUCUCCCGCCAUCGGCGACGCGCAUCUUCUAGAAGUAGCCCAGUUCCCCGACGCAGCGCAAGUGGAUAAACCAGCGCAGUUCUACAUCAGGCUUAAUGGGGCCAAGGGAGACUUGGACGCUAGGGUGAUGUCCCCCUCAGGCAAAACCGACGACUGUUUCAUCCAGAACAUCGACGGAGACCAGUACAGCAUCAGAUUCAUGCCGCGAGAGAACGGCGUUCACAACAUCAAUGUCAAGUUCAAUGGAGUUCACAUCCCCGCGUCUCCGCUGAGGAUCAAAGUUGGAAAGGAUGAUGCUGAUCCUGCGGCGGUUCAUGCGCAUGGACCUGGUCUAGGACAGGUUAAAACUGGAGUGAAGACCGACCUUAUCAUCGACACCUGCAAUGCUGGCGCGGGCAACCUCGCCGUCAAUAUGGACGGGCCAUCCAGAGUCGCCAUGGACUGCACGGAAGUCGAGGAAGGCUACAAGGUGCGUUACACUCCCCUGGCUCCUGGUUUCUACUACAUGAGCAUCAAGUAUAACGGCCACCACAUCGUCGGUUCCCCCUUCAAGAUUGAAGCUACUGGUGGAAACCUAGCCGAAGUCGGUGCCCAAGAAACGUCGUCCGUCUCCGUGGAAACCGUGCAGAAGGUAGCCAAGGUUGGUCAGAAGCAGGGUCCAGUGCUGCCACACUUCAAGUCAGAUGCUUCCAAGGUCACCAGCAAGGGCAUGGGCCUGAAGAAGGCGUAUAUGAACAAGCACAACCAGUUCACUGUCACGUGCACGGAUGCUGGCAACAACAUCCUCUACGUCGGCAUCUACGGCCCCAAGGGCCCGUGCGACGAAGUCCAGCUGAAGCACAAGGGCCGCCACAACUACGAGUGCUCGUACGUCGUCCGUGACCGCGGCGAGUACAUCGUCAUCGUCAAGUGGGGGGACGACCACAUCCCUGGCUCCCCGUACAAGGUUGAUGUUUAGGUUGUGAGGUUGGGGAGUGGGGGAUUUAUAGAUGUAUUCUGGAAUCUGGAUUUGAAGUCUAAAUAUCGACGAUUUUUGUCAUUCCGUCUGUAUGAUAUUUAAUGACGACUAGUUACGCUGUGGCUUGAGGGGACGACGGGCAUGCGACGGCGAUGCGGCACGAUGAAAUAUUGAUAAUAGGCAUUGCGAUGCGACGGUCGCGCGAUCGUCGUUCACGCAAGCCACGACGUUAGUGAGACUAUUGAAAAAUACUUUCUGCACCAUGGUUCUCUUGAAAUAAUUCUUUAAGUGUUGUAAAUUAAAUGUGUCUCUUUAAAGCAGCUGUUUGGAUACUUUCUGGAAAACCAUAUGCUGAGAGAGAUGCGAAAAAAUGUCAUAUGAUUCAAGGUCAUGUCGUUAAUUGAUUUUAGUAGUAGUCAGUAACAGUGCAAAAAAGACCUUAGAGAAGAGUUCUUGAAUUUGAAAGUUUUCUAAGACACUAUUCUAUAAAUCAUGGAAAAGUAUUAAAAAAUGUUAGUGUUAUGUAUUCAUUUAUAAAUCCCCCACCAACUUUAUUUAAGUAACUUACGAUAAGGAAAAUAUAUAAAGGACGUUGUAUUUUGCUCAUGUUUUGGAUUUCUACGCUCGGUUUAAAAAAUCGAUAUCGGAAAGGUUUGAAAAACAGAAAAACGAUCUCUUGAGUGUAUCACAAAAAAAUAGGAAACCUUUUCGGUAUCUAGUUUUUGUACUUAUUUAUUUAUAAUUAUUAUAAAGUUUUCUCGUUCCUUCUUUGUUAUCUUAUUUUAUAUCAUUUCCUGUAUUUAUAAUAUUGUGAAGUUCUAAUCUAACAUGUUCAAGCUUGAACAAAUUAUUUGUAAGUUUGUGUCAACCAGUGCUUUUGAGAAAUUUUAUAUGUUUCUCGUUUAGUAUAUAGGGCGACUAAAUGACAAUACAUAUAAAGUAUUACUUGAAGUAUUCCCUACAUAUCUUAAGUCCUUUGAGGAUUAUUUAAUUCUGGAAUUCAUAUGCAAAUUCGUUUUGUCUAGUCUUAAAUGUUUCGUAAGCUUUUUUGUUUUAAAAAAGUUUUCUGAAUGUUAAUCUUCUUUACUUUUAUCAACAUAAAGAUCAAAAUACAUAUUAUGUCAUCAGAUGAAAAGAUUUGUAAUGAUUAGUCGUCGUAACACUCGUUACUUUCAAAAUUAUUAUUCCUAGAAGUACUUAGUGCAAAAAUUUGAAUAUAAGCUUUUGUGUUCUUUUUCUUUAUAUUGACUGAAGUAUUUUGGAAUUUGCAUACGUAUCUUAGAUUAGACUUUUAAACAGAUGACAGAUUUUUUCGAUCUCAACUCUCAAGUCACUAACAAUAUUGAGAAAUCUGUCCUUUGCUUUCAGCCUUUUGAUCUUCAUUGGACCUUUUUUAUUUUAAGUGAUCAUGUGGGCCGUCUUUUUUAAAGUUGUAUAUUACACUUUUUUUAAUUAGAAUAUUUUAUGCUAUUUACCACUCGAAAUCAUGAGGACUUUCAGUCAUAAUAGGAGAAUAAGUGUCAAAAUUUUAAAAUUUUACUGAUUUACUCAAUGGCAUGAGGGCAUCCGAUAAUGUAUAGAUUUUGAACUACCUGACCCGAAGUUCUCGCGAUUUCGACUAGGUUGAGAUUCGAGCUAGGUUUUAUGAAAAUUCUACAUUUGAAAUAAAGUGUAGUAUAUAAUUUUAAAUAAAAUGGUCCAUAUGCUGCUUUGUAAUACCGUAUGAUUUGUGCUGAAUGAACUGUUUACCUACGUAGGUAGAAUUACCCUGUACGUUGUAAAUACCUAUUUUAAGUAUUUUAAUAUUUGCGACUGUUAACUAAAUAAACGGUAAAUCUCUAAAAGAUGUUUAA